GUUUCUUGAAUGCUGAAUGCUGGAGCUUAGGUAGAAGGACAGAAGCAAAAAGAUUUCAAUAUGAGGGACCCACUGACAGAUUGUUCGUAUAAUAAAGUGUACAAGAAUCUAAAGGAGUUUUCUCAAAAUGGAGAGAAUUUCUGCAAGCAGGUCACAUCCAUUCUUCAGCAAAGGGCAAACUUGGAGAUUAACUAUGCCAAAGGACUUCAGAAACUAGCAAUCAAGUUAAGCAAAGCAUUACAGAGCACCAAAAAAAACUGUCUCGUCAGUGCCUGGGCCUGGGUCUCAGAGGGCAUGAAAUCCGCCGCGGACCUGCAUCAAAAACUUGGCAAAGCAAUUGAGUUGGAAGCAAUAAAACCAACUCAUCAAGCCCUGAGUGUACAUGAAAAGAAGAGAAAAUCACUUGAUAAUGAAGUUGAAAAGGCAGCAAAUCUUGUCAUUAGCAACUGGAAUCAACAAAUCAAGGCCAAAAAGAAAUUAAUGGUUAGUACCAAAAAGCAUGAAGCACUUUCCCAUCUUGUAGAAAGCUCCAAGCAAACUGUGACUAAGAAGGAGAAGCAGAAGCUCCUCAGUAAACUGAAAAAAUCGACUGAGAAGUUGGCAAAAGAAGAUGAAAGUUAUUACCAAAAAAACAUGGCUGGCUGUGCUACCAGACUGAAGUGGGAAAACACUCUAGAAAACUGUUACCAGAGCAUCCUGGAGCUGGAGAAGGAAAGAAUUAAACUUUUAUACAAUAACUUAAACCAGUACAGCCAGCAUAUAUCUGUUUUUGGCCAAACCCUGACCACAUGCCACACGCAGAUUCACUGUGCCGUCAGCAAGAUAGAUGUUGAAAAAGACAUCCAGGCUCUCAUGGAAGAAACUGCAGUUUCAUCCACAGAAAAUAAAUCUGAAUUCCUAUUAACUGAUUACUUUGAAGAAGAUCUUAACAAUGCAAUGAAUAAAGAGCGACAAGAGUCUUCAAUAAAAUCAAAACUCCUGAGACUGCAAAAAGAUAUCGAAAAAGCCUCAAGAGACCGGGCAGGUUUGGAACAAAUGCUGCAAUCCUCCUCCAGCGACUCCACCUUCUCCGACACAGAGAGCCAAAGAAUCACUGCAGCCUUAAUGGACGAGACCAAUUUGAAACUAGACCUUUUGCAAGCAAACUCCUACAAACUGUCAUCAGUGCUAGCAGAGCUUGAGCAAAGACCUCAACCCAACCAUCCCUGCAGUAACUCCAUCUUCAGGUGGAAAGAAAAGCAACAGACACAUAGUUAUGUGAAAAUAUCUCGGCCUUUUCGAAUGAAGGUGAGCAGGGCAUCUUCUGCUGGGCAGAGAAUCCCGAGUGCUUCAUCUGCAGCCUCGGGUGUGGCCCAGCUUGGCAGUGGUCUUUGCAAGGCUUUAUAUUCUUUUCAGGCCAGACAAGAUGAUGAACUGAAUUUGGAAAAAGGCGACAUUGUGACUAUAUACAAGAAAGGAGAAGAAGGAUGGUGGUUUGGUUCUUUGAACGGAAAAAGGGGCCAUUUUCCUGCUGCUUACGUGGAGGAGCUCCCUUCAAAUGCUGGGAACCCGGCUACACAGGCAUAAAACAAGAUUCUGAACAUACUGCCUUACUCUGUAAACUACAAUGCGGUGCAAAUAAAGAUAAAUGCUGACAUCUUUACAGACAGGUAAUGCAGUCCCACCUGUGAGUCACGGCACUUUGCAUUCUUGUUUAUUUGAUUGAAACUGAGUUAAGAGAUGGGGAGCAAAGGGAGAAAAGAAAAAGACCUGGCAGUUCCUAGAGUUCUGAAAUCCUAGGAGACCCUAGUGAUGCCCCAGCACAGCUCCUGGUGUCACCCAGAGGGAGACAGAGUUUAGAUCAUUCAGCCACUUGCCUGAAGCCACACAGUUUUCUGGUCACACAACAGAGAUUGGGACUUAGAUGUCUUUAUCAUCUGGAUUAUGUGCCCACAGGCCAGAGCAGACCUGUGAGGGGUCAGGCAGUGUCUGUGGGAUGAGGAAAAACAGAUUAAGUUCGGCAGAGCCUUGGCAGAUAAGACCCCAGGGAGAUGGGCCCAGGUUAGAAGAGGGUUGAAUAAAGGAUCAGGAGUGGAGGCCAAGAGCCCCUACGAUCAGGAGAGGGGAUGGUAGACAGGAGGUCUGAUACUUGGUGGAGGAGCUCAGGGUAGGAGCUCCCUCCUGAGCCAACAACCUUCUGAGGUAGUGGCUUCUCACAUACCUUCUAUGCACAGCCAGAACUGCUCUUAGCAGAGAGCUCUGAGCCAGAGAUGGCUUGGGGUCUGAAAGCAAGAGCAAGGUGGAUGGGAAAGGUUGAGAAGGAGACAGUGCCUGAAAUCUCUUGCCUCCUUGUCCAUUUGGAAACUUCAUAUACCAAUCUAGAGGCAUGAAACUUGUACUUCCCAAUUAGUCUGUAUGAAAAGAAUACCCUCAGCAGCUUCCUAGUGGGAGGAACCUUAAACACUAAUGAAUCUCUCUGGAUGGAAAGUUCUGGAAACCAACAUUUACUGUUAAAAUGGAGUAUUUAGAGAGAAGCAGCUUUAUGCUCCUUCCCCAAAUGCCCUUUAAUGGGUAAAGAUUGGGGAUGGGAGAACGGAGCCUCAGAUGCUUCUCAAGAGGAACAUUUUGGAAUGGAGAGAAGUGGUGUAGCAGCAUCUUUCAGAAAAUGACCUAAGUCAGCCUGGAGAUUACACUUUAUUGAAUGGAAGGUCAUAGUGUUGAUAGAAACAUCUGGGCAUUUUCCUUUGUGUGUAAUAGUCUGACAUUAGAGUAAUUAAAGUCUAUUCCAUUACUGUCCUGCCACCUACAUCUUUUUCUUUAUUUAUUAAAUUUUAUACUCUCAAAAAGGAAUUUUUCAAACCAAGGUGCAUGCAUUUUUAAUACUCUGCACCACUGCACGCCUAUGGCAGGAUAUAACGAGCACAUAGAUAUAUUUAUAGAUAGAGAUACCAGACCUGAAGGAGCUCAGGUAAAUUUGUUAUGUGAGACAUAACUUACAGCCUAGAAGAGCAGAUCAGAAGUUUUAAUGUCAUCCUUAAUGGUGUGCUAAUGAAGGCUUUCUACAUGUAGAAAGUUGACUGAAUAAUAGGCCAUUAGACCAUGAACAGAAAAUUUGAAUUUAUAUUUCCUCUUCAUCUUACUUCUUUCCAUUAAGCCUUGAUGUAUAAAAAAUUGUGUAGCAAUUGACUGCAGCCUGCAAUGGAUCAUUUGUGUAGAGAAAGUGAUGGUAAUCGUGGUUGGGCCCUGAAACUCACUGGAAGUAAUUUUCAAAGAAAGACGCCCCUCUUUCUUCAUAAAUCAGUUUUACUUUGGGAAACCAUAAAUGAUUUUCCUGUUUUGCAAUGUUGCUGAAAAUUCUUUUUGCAUCUGUGACAUAUAAUUUUUAAACCUCAAAGAAAUACUAUAGGCAAGCUGUAUAUACAAAUAUAGUUGGGCAGGACAGACUUGUUGAAUAUCUUUUUAGUAGGGCAAGAAUUUUCUGAUUGGACAGGUGGGAAUGGUAGCCCUUAUGUUUAGAUGAAAAGUCAUAUUGUGAAGGUUAAUGAUGUACACAAGUCUUCCAUACAGAAUAAAAUAACUUUUAAUAUUAA
Suricata suricatta (meerkat) is the source of this 3569-nucleotide messenger RNA. RefSeq names its product nitric oxide synthase trafficking (gene NOSTRIN). Gene Ontology annotation, molecular function: protein binding. Gene Ontology annotation, biological process: signal transduction. The record is from RefSeq and is a predicted model, not a curated record. Lineage: Eukaryota; Metazoa; Chordata; Mammalia; Carnivora; Herpestidae. Gene Ontology annotation, cellular component: plasma membrane; cytoplasm. Bases 61 to 1566 code for a protein of 501 amino acids. The transcript has 16 exons.